This is a messenger RNA of Orbicella faveolata, 2453 nucleotides long. RefSeq names its product serine/threonine-protein phosphatase CPPED1-like. Lineage: Eukaryota; Metazoa; Cnidaria; Anthozoa; Scleractinia; Merulinidae. The record is from RefSeq and is a predicted model, not a curated record.
UUAAGGUGGGCCCUUCUUAUUCAAAUAAGCCUUCUUUGCGGGAGUAGGUUUGUUGUAUUUCGUAUUAUUUAAAUCAUACGUUUGACAUCUUUGCAAAACACAGGCUAAUCAGUCUACGGAUUUGCAUAUUACAGUGUACGCAUGUGUCGAAAGCCAUAUGUUUCAUAUUGUGAAUUGGAGAAAAACUAUACGACAUAAUUUUGCGAACCAGCGGCGGCGGUCGAACACGAAGAUGCUUCGUCCGGAUAACUUAGGCUUAAAUUUGGAAAUUCAUCCUGACGCGUUGGUAAUGAAUCAAGCGAGCAGAGCGGGAAAGACUCCUGAGGAAAGUCGAAUUUUGAAAGCCAAAGAUUACAAGCUACCUGUAUUUACAAGAUACCGUGAAGGUACCUGCAAAGAAAUGUUUCAUUUCGUUCAAGUUGUUGCUCCGAAGUUCGGCUCGGCCGCGCACCCGGAAGAAAGCAGCGAGACUGAAAAACGUACCAUGGAAAAAAUCGUGAGCGCUCUUAACAACAUGAAACCUAAACCGAGGUUUUUACUGGUGCAGGGAAAUUAUACAAAUGCGAAGCCGAACGAGAAAGAAUAUUUUCCACAGCUAGAGAGUUUUAAGUCCGCGUUUGAGAAUUUAAGCGCGGAAAUUCCGGUUGUGUGUGUCUGUGGUCCGACUGACUGCGGUGAUCCACCGACCUUAGGUAGCCUUGAGACAUAUCGUAAUACCUUUGGCGAUGACUGGUUUGCUUUUUGGGUAGAGGGUGUUCAAUUUUUAGCCGUGAACACGGCGUUUUACAAACACUCCAGCGCCGAGACGGAAAAUUUGAAGGCAGAACAACAAGAAUGGCUGGAAUCAAAGCUGUUGGAAUCCCAGGUGAACCCACCCAAGCAAAUAAUUAUUUUACAAACUAUACCCUGGUUUAGAAAAUCCAUUGACGAAGAGAACGAUUUGGGAAACAUUGAUUCUAGCGACAGACAAGAAAUCGCCCCGAAACUUGUUGAAGCCAACGCGAAAUACGUUUUCGCCGGUUUCUUGAAUGGCGUCGGGAAGGACAAAGAAUUAGAGAUCAUUCAAACGAGUUCUUUGGGAAAGUCAGAUGAAGUAGAAAGUCAAGGUUUUCGUGUCGUUAAAGUUAAACCGAAUGGCCGAGUUGAACAUAAAUUUUUCGCCCUGGACAACUCCCCUAUCGAUCUAAAUUUAGAAUUGUAAUAUUUAUUGGUUCAAAUCUUUCCAGCUGCAGGUUCUCCAGUGACCUCCAGUUAGAUCUCAGAAUUUUAAGAUUUUAAAAUAAGUACUGUUGUUGUCAUAAGCGGAGUGAAGGAAUUAUAACUAGAAAAUUUGUGAAGCCGGGAAAUGUUUGGCGACAAGAAUUUGAAAAUCACUCUGAGAAAUGAUUCGGAUCAAUGAAUCGUUGAAAGAGAAAACACUUUAGUCAAAUAUUUGAUGGCGGAUGCUGUCAGCUAGUAUUAAAUAAACCUAAACACUACAAGAACUCGAUUUGUAUUUAUUUAAAAACUGAGUGAACUUCUAAAAAAAAUGUACCACGGAGAUUACAGUAGAAGAGAUCAACUCAGCGCUUUUCUAUUAAGCAUUGAAAUCAAACAACAGAAAUUUUCCAUAUUCCGGCUUCGUGGCAUCUUGAAUAAUCAGAAUCAUAGAGGGUUUCUGAUUUGCCUUGGUAAUUUUUUACUUCAGUGAUGCAACUUACAAUAGAGUUACCUGUAGAAGCUUUUCAGGUAAAAAUUCAUUGUUAGCUUACUUUAGAUAUAUAGGAAAUUGCUUCGCUGAACUAUACACUUUUAAUGACCUACAUUACACAUUUGCUUGCGUGAUAAUUCUCUUUAUCUGCUUGCUUCGGGCAAUUUCCUCUGCUGAAUUUGUUUCCGCAUUUCAUUUCGCGAAAUCACCAUCAACCAAAUGUAAUUUGAAAACCCUUCCAGCGCCCGCAGCUCGGAAUAAUAAUUCUGGUAUUUGAUUCUACGUAUUUCUUUCAACGGUUAGUUUUGAAAACGCGAUGCAACGUUAAGGAACAUUGUUGCAGAAACAUUGUUUGUGAAAAUUUUUUCUUGAUGCGCAAAUGGAAGAAGCAAGGCGAUAAUUCUGAAAAAAACUCAGAAUCAUUUUUACCUCAAGGGAACAAAAUUUGCUUACACCAUAUUUAUUGCGAAUACGCGCAAAUCACGUAAAUUUGUUCGAAAAGGUGAUUUUCCACAACAAUGUUUCGGAAACUGUUUUCUUGUUUGCGGGUUAUUUUUGCUGAUCGUUUUCAUUGUUCUCGCCACCUGCUAGCUGGACACUGCCUCGAUAUUGUGAGGAGAAAUCGCUAGUGGAGCACCGAGUCCUAAAUGACCUUUAGCGUUACUUCAUCAAGAAAGACGUAAUAAAAUAUCAAAAACAUGUGGAUAUAACGUACUCGCCUUAUCUCUCGGAAUUUGGUUUAUAUUAAGAUAUUUGUGAAGCA